AAAGAUAAGCUGGCAGAGCUAGACUCAAUCCUAGGCCUCCCCGUCCUUCCCAUUCAUCGGAGUCUGCUGACCCCUGCUUGAGUCUGCUUCCUUCAUGCUCUUUCCAGGAGACACGCAUCAUCACCCUCUUUUCUGUUCUUUAGUCAUCAGUACCCGCCCCCCAGUCUCCUCCUCCUCCAUCUCCCCCUCCAGAGGUUUGGCCCAAACAAGGCCGCUGAGUAACUCCCCUGAUUAAACCAUUGCGUGGCUCUCAGCGGCAGCACUGGGGAGGUCAAGGAGUUAUCCAGGGACCUCCUUCCCAGCUCCCUAGGAGUGAGCACCCUCUGGGCAGCGCCCCCACCCAUCUUCCUAACAGGAGUUCUGAGCAGCCACCCCAAACGGGACAGAAGUUCCUGGGAAAGGAGAUUCUCCCGGCUGAAAACUGAGCUAGCGUGCUAGAAUUGGCUGCAUCGGGGGCCUGGGAGGAGUUCGGCUUCCAGUCUAUCUCUGGUGCCCCCUGCUGGAGAAAGCUGGGUGCAGGAAACAGGGAUACUUGCACUCGGGGAAUCUGGCUGGGGCUGUAGGUCUCAAACAGGACAUCUGAGGAGUGAGAUGAAUUCAUAUCAAAACCGACCCUGGAGGGAGAGGAAGAGCCAGUCACCUAAAAACUCCAGCUGUGGGACCUCGAAGAGCGCUUCGUAAAGGGCUGCUUCUCUGCUCGGCACCCCAAGGAAGCUGGGGAGAGGUCUCUGCUCUGGAUGAGGCAGGGGGCGAGAAGGAGGAGGUUCAGAGACCUUUUGUUCAUGCCCUCUUUGCCUGCGCUGCCUCCGUCAUGCUCCCCUCGGGGCCAUCUCCUGGUUUCCUUUGGGUCGGAGAUAUUGCACACAGAGCAGAAGGAUCUGAUCUGACUGUUGGCUCAUCUGCACUGCCGGCCCCCGAGCCUCGUCCCAUUUCAGUGACAAGGCAAGUGUGAAAAAUGGAGCAUGAUGGAGACGUCACUAGACCUCCCAGGCUCCGGACUGGAGCUGCAGCUCUCAAUGCAGCUGGAAUUGCCAGGGGCAGUGAGUGCUUGUCCAGCUUACUGCUCUUUGGAAGGGGCAUACAUCUCCCUGAGUGCUUGUGUGUGCAUGCAUGUGUGUGUGUGUGUGUUUGUGCGCGCAUGUGUGUGUGUGCAUGCACGUGUGUGUGUGUGCGCGCAUACAAGGCUGGGAGCUGUGCGGCAGGCACCCUGGCUUCGGGGACCCAAACUAGCCAGCUUCCCUUUCUGGGCCUGCUGGCCUAAUUCCCAGCCGCAGCUGCCAUUCUGGGCCCCCCUCCCUGAGGCCAUCUCCCUGCAGAUUUGGCAGCGGGGAAAGGAGGGGCCGAGAGAAGAGGAGAGAACCAGAGAGAGGACUGAGUGCUAAUCUGAUGUAGAUGAUCCGGCAGCCUUCUCCAGCUUGGCUGCCCUCUGCCAUCAGCUCUCCAGGUGAUUUUCCCUGUGCCCUGCACUCUCCCCUUCUGCUUUCAUCUCCUUAAGAAAGUGCCCAGAGAGUUAAACCCACACACAAACACACACAAUCCACCCAAAAAAAAAAAAAAAAUCAGAGAGCAGGAGCAGGCAGACGAGUAAGAGAGCACGCGCGCAAGAGAGGGCUCACAUCCGUCCUGGAGGAAGAACGGCACAGACGGAGGGAGGCUGGGGUUGGCAGAGACUGGGACAGAAGUCCCUCAGCCCCCCAGGAGCCUCCUUCAUGGACCCGGAGAUCCCAAGAGGGGCUGCCUCAACUUAGGAUGGGCAACUGUGUCAAGUCUCCACUGAGAAAUCUCUCAAGGAAGAUGUGCCAGGAGGAACAGACCAGCUACAUGGUGGUACAGACGAGCGAGGAGGGGCUGGCGGCCGACACCGAGCUCCCAGGACCGCUCCUGAUGCUGGCCCAGAACUGCGCAGUCAUGCACAACCUGCUGGGCCCUGCCUGCAUUUUCCUGCGCAAGGGCUUCGCUGAGAACAGGCAGCCUGAUAGAUCGCUGCGACCAGAGGAAAUCGAAGAGCUCCGAGAGGCCUUCAGAGAAUUCGACAAGGACAAGGAUGGCUACAUCAACUGCCGGGACCUGGGCAACUGCAUGCGCACCAUGGGUUACAUGCCCACUGAGAUGGAGCUCAUCGAACUGUCCCAGCAGAUCAACAUGAACCUGGGUGGCCAUGUAGAUUUUGAUGACUUCGUGGAGCUAAUGGGGCCUAAACUCCUGGCAGAGACAGCAGAUAUGAUUGGUGUAAAGGAACUGCGAGAUGCUUUCCGAGAGUUUGACACCAAUGGUGAUGGGGAAAUAAGCACCAGUGAGCUGCGAGAGGCUAUGAGGAAGCUCCUGGGCCAUCAGGUGGGACACCGAGACAUAGAGGAAAUUAUCCGAGAUGUGGACCUCAAUGGGGAUGGACGAGUGGACUUUGAAGAGUUUGUCCGGAUGAUGUCCCGCUGAGGCCGCGGGGGCCCCUCCAGGACUGCCAAGCUCCCAAUGGCGGGGCGAAGAGGAGCCAGAGCUUGCCUCACCCGCCGUAGCCGCCGAGAGCCCAGGAUGUAUUGGCGGAUGGGGCCUGCCUGCACCCCGGGGAGGCGCCCACCCCGGACCCCCACCCCUCCGCACUGUGAAAGACUCACUCCUGCAACUGGAAAGCGGGGGCGCCCGCCGACGAGGAGGCCACCGUGCCAAGCCGGCAGAGGUCAUGCCAGGCGCCAAGGGCCAUGUGCCCAGCUGCUGCUGGCUGGGUGGGCCAGGGAGCCCGCCAGCAGAUCCCACACAGCAUGUCCGCCCCAGGGCAAAGCCUCCCACCUUCGCUCUGCGCCCCUCCCAGCUCGCCUCAGCCCUGUUAUCUCAGAACCAAUAAAAAUAUUUCCAAGAGCAA
Molecule: messenger RNA, 2857 nt
Organism: Chlorocebus sabaeus (green monkey)
Lineage: Eukaryota; Metazoa; Chordata; Mammalia; Primates; Cercopithecidae
Gene: CABP1
Product: calcium binding protein 1
Cellular component (GO): cytoplasm
Molecular function (GO): calcium ion binding; calcium channel regulator activity
Source: RefSeq, a predicted model, not a curated record